Molecule: messenger RNA, 8859 nt
Organism: Micromonas pusilla CCMP1545
Lineage: Eukaryota; Viridiplantae; Chlorophyta; Mamiellophyceae; Mamiellales; Mamiellaceae
Exons: 1
Coding region: 1-8799 (2932 amino acids)
Biological process (GO): cilium assembly
Cellular component (GO): cilium
Molecular function (GO): protein binding
Source: RefSeq, a predicted model, not a curated record
AUGUCGUCCGCCGGCGCGAGCGCGCUGCCGUGGCUGCGCAUGUUCCCGCCCUCGAUCACGUUCGAGGACGUGGAAGCGAACGCGGUGCACACGACGACGGUCACGCUCACGAACGCGGACGCGCGCAUCCACGGCGUGAAGAUACUCAAGCCGACGAGCAAGAAGUUCCACCUCGUGUCGCGCGAUUUCGUCGCCGUCAAGCUCGCGCCCGGGAUGAGCACGUCGUUCGAGCUCGCGUUCAGCACGGACCACGAGGAGUCCUUCUACGACACGCUCGUCAUCCAAUCCGACGCCGGGACCGCGACGAUGCCGCUCGCCGCGCACGCGCCGUGCGGCGACGCGGUCGUCACCGGCUCGCUGGACAUGGGCGUCGUCGUCGGCGGGCGCGCGGUGACGACCGAUCUGACGAUCCGAAACCGCGGCCCGCGACCGGCGAACUUCACCGUGGACUGGGACCGCACCUGGGGACAGGUGAUUCGAAUCGAUCCCGCGAGCGGCGUCGUCGGCCCCGCGCGAGACGGCCAAGCCGGGAUCGCGAAGGUGUUCGUGACGUGCGCGCCGGGGGCGAAUCUGACGUCUGUGACGACUCCGGUGGAGGUGACCCUCGACGGGCGAUUAGGACGCCCGACGACGUUCCACCUCACCGCGGCGGUGGUGCCGCACACGUUCGAGAUAUUGGAGAACGUCCCGGGCGGGGGCGUCGCGAAGACGCUCGGGUUCGGCACCGUGCUGUUCGGCGAGACGAGAGAGCGGACGGCGGUGGUGUACAACAACGGACCGGCGCCGGUGGAAUUCGCGGCGAGCUGCUCCGCGGCGCCGUUGGACGACGUCGCCGCCGCGAAAGCGGCGGCGAGCUCCGUGAGCGCGUCCACGCGGUUCGAUGACAUCGUCCCGGGGGUCGUGGACCUGCGCGGGUGCGUGGACGCGUCGCUGACGUUCGGGGACGCGAAGGGCACGCUCGCGCCGUACGAGAAACGCGUCCUCACGUUUUCGCUCUCGCCGACCAUCGCGACGCCGACGAAAGGGUUCAAAUCGAAAGACUCCGCGCUCGUGGGCGAGUCACGAGAGAUGAAGUACCUCGCGAUCGUGUCGUUCAAAGGUCACGACACGCGCCUCGCGCUGCCGAUCACCGCGCGCGCGGUCGCGGGCUGCCUCGCCGUGGACCCGCCGCUGUUGGACUUUGGCCCGAUCGCGUCGGACGACGUCGGCGACCACCUCGUGACGAUCAAGAACACGAACAAGGAGAUGCCCGUGGACUUCACCGCGCCUAGGAUCAAGUUCUUCAAGACGACGCCCUCGAGCGGCGUCAUACCCGCGGGGCAGCAAGUCUCCGUGGUGGUGCGGUACGAGCCGAAGAAUCUCGGCGCGCACAAGGAGCGCCUCGCGAUCAACGCGCUCGGCGUCAACGGCGAGAUCAUUCAGACGACGACGCUGAUCGUGAAGGGGGUGUCGCACGAGCCCGGGGAGAAGUGGAGGCCGCUCCCUGGUGGGACGAUGGCGCUCCCGGAGGACUUCGUGAAGCAGAGGAAGUACGUCAACCCGAUGGACGUGACGCGCGCGACGAUCGCGAGGAGCAAAGCCGGGCGAGGGACGCGGCCGCCGACGCUAGAGAGGAGCGAGACGAUGCGCCUGUACGAAGCCGUGGACAGGAACGAGACGUUUGGAUUCACGCUCGAGCAGGCGACGGCGAAGGAGCGGAACAAGAGCGGGUACGUGGAGUACCUUCGCGCGCGUCGGACGCAGCGCGUCGGCGCGAAGGUGGACCCCACGGACGACCUGUCGUUGGGUUUGCGAGACAAGUGCGGCUUGCGCGACAACGGACCGCCGCUGCCGGACCCGCGCGAGCCGCUCUGGUUGGACCCGAACGAGACGGCGCGUCCGAUGAAACAUUUGCGACCGAAGACGAUCUCGCAGCACGUCGCGGAGGCGAAAGAGCUCGACAUCGCGAGGAAGCACAAGGAGCACCCGACGACGGCGCGGGAGAUGAAGGAGUGCGGUCGCGUGCUCAUCCCGAAAGAAGUCGCCAAGCUCACGAUGGGUCCGUCCACGUUGGACUUCGGCACCGUCUGCGCGCUGAGCACGAACACGAAGUACUUCCCGGUGACGAAUCGCACGGAUCAGUGCGUGUUCGUGGAGGUGGACGCGGAGGCGGCGUCGCCGUGGCUGCGAGGCAGCGGCCCGCGAUCGCAAGUCGUCCCUCCGGGCGAGACGGCGUCGUUCGCGCUGCGCCUGCGCGUCCCGGAGGCGACCGCGGGGGUGCGCGUGCCGAUCGUGUACACGGUCAACAGCAACGCGAACACGCGGUACUCGUUCGACGUCGUCGCGAACGUCGUGCCGGUCACGAUCAAGCUGAACAACGAGUCGCUGUCGUUUCGAUUCGCGCAGGAAAACUGGGAGGACGUCGUCGACGAGACGCUCGUGCUGUCGAACCAGGGGAGUUACCCGGCGGAGUUCGAGUGGAAAGCGCCCCCGGGGUGCGCGUUCACGGUCUCCCCAUCCAGCGGCGUCGUCCCGGGGUGCGCGUCCAAGCCCGUCGUCGUGACGUGGCUGCCGCAGAGGAUCGAGGGCGGCAAAGGCGGCGGCGUCAACGCCGCGGAUCUCGAGUUGAGCGUCGUCGGAAACCCGGAGCCGAUCGUCGUCCCGUGCUCGGGGGAAGCCGGCGAGCCCAGGGCGCGGUUCAAGGAGAAGCACUUAGACCUGGGGACGUGCGCGGUCGGGUUCACGACGCACCGCAGCGUCUCGAUCGCGAACUUGGGCGAGGUGGACGCGGUGUUUUCCGUGCUGCCUCUGCACGACGGCGCGCCCGUCUCGUGCGAGCCGACGCGGGGGAGAAUCGCGGAGGCGUCGUCCAAGGAGAUCGAGAUCACGUGCUACUUCGACGAGCCCGGGUCGCACGAUUUCCCGCUGUGCGUCAAGCUCCGCGGCGGCAAGAUCAUCAAGUGUAGGGUCACCGCGGAGGCGAUCGUGCCGGUGGUGUCGGUCAAGCAGAAGCGGUUCACGUUCGACGACGUCUUCGUCGGCGGCGUGCGUCGGCUGCCCGUCACGGUGACGAAUCACAGCGUCAUCGACGCGACGUUCGUGAUCAACCUGAAGAAGUUCCCGGAGUUUUCCGUGCAGCUCCCGAGCGAGAACUGGUCCGAGGACGUGUACGAGGAAGGCCCGCCGAUCGUUCGCGCGUCCGAGAACCCGGACUCGCCGCCGGACACGGUCAGCGGCGCGCGGCCGAUGCCGGGCGCGCCCGCGAAGGAGCUCGCGUCGACGACGGCGGCGGGCGACGGGUUCGACUACGCGCUCGUCGUCGCCGCGAACGCGUCGCUGACGUUUAACCUCGUGUUCCGACCGACGGUCGAGAAUACGCACGCGUUCGCGCUCCCGCUGUUCUUGCGGAGCGUCGACCUCGUCCUGGACGAGAACGUGCAGCGGACGGUGCGGGCGCGGAGCGAAGCGCCGCGGCUGGCGAUUUCGCCGUCGACGUCUAUAUUUUUCGGACCGAGAAUUCUUCUGCGAGAGGGGUUCCGUAAGAUACCGUACGCGCACGAGAUGACGCUGACGAACAACGACGACUCGAAGAACACGAUGCAGUGGUCCUUCGGCGCGUGCGUGAACGAGAACAACCCGGCCGGCCCCAAGCCGGACGCGCACGCGAAGUGCGUGCGGUUCGAGCCGUCCUUCGGCUCUCUCGCGUAUGGCGCCAGCAUCGUCGUGAAGUGUUACUUCGAACCUCUGCACGCGCUGCCGUACGACGUCACCGUCCCGGUGUACCUGGACAACGUCAAAGACGUCGCGUACGAGACGCUCGAAGUCAACGGCGUCGGGUGCCACCCGAAGCUGACGUUCGACGUGAAGGAGGUUGUCCUCGCGCCGACGCCGCUGGGCGUCGCGACGACGCGUCGGUUCAACCUCGUCAACGACGGGUACGGCAACGUCGAGGUAUCGUGCCGGCUCCCCACGGACACGGCGAAGAUCCCGAUGGAGGUGUCGUUCCCGGAGGGUAAGAACAUCGGCCGCGCGAAGCCGAUUCUUCCGGUGGACAUCACGUUCAAGAGCAGGAAGCCGAUUUCAUUCACCGCCGACGUCGACUUUUUAGACGAGGACGCGCGGCGAUUCUCCAUCCCCGUCAGCGGCACCGCGGACAACUGCCUCCUGACCCUGGAGCCGUUCAUGGCUGCGAACGCGGAUCUGAAGCUCGUCGGCGACGAGGGACGGCCCGUGCUCGUCUCCGAGCCGGAGACGGUGGAGGUGCCGUCCGCGUCCGCGGUGGAGUCCGGGGUGAACGAGCGUCUGCUGAUGAACUGGUUGAACUGCACGACGUCGAUCGGGCCGUUCGACGACAUCCCGGGGAAUUUCAUCGAGUCGAAGGGGAGGCUCAUGACCGAGCUCGUGGAGUACUGGAGCGGGCACCCGGUUCCGGGGAAGAUCGGCAGCGGGAAGGUGUUGGUCCUGAGCGCGAAGAAGCGCGAAGCCGCGGAGCAGCUCUUGGAGCAAAACGAAAAGCUCUUGGGGUUCUUGAAAGCACACGGCGCGCUGUUAAACUCCGUGAAACCGGAGAUGCUCUUGGACCCGAUGGACUUCCAUCGCGUUCUCGAUCGCCGCGUCGCGAAGUACUACUCGCACGCGAACAAAAACCCGGACGAGACCGAGGGCGCGGCGCUGAAGCACUGGGUCGCGUUGGACCGAGACCGCGCCAGGUUCGUCUCCGCCUCCGCGGCGGCGUACCGCGCGACGUUGACGCAAAUCAUCAAGAUUUUCGUGCUCUCGCGCGUCACCCCGAAGCAGUUCAAGACGAUGCCCGGGGUGGACCCCGCCGUGAAGGAGACCCCGGACGGAACCCUGAGCGGCUCGCAGGUCUUCUCCGUCGCGGAGGGCAUCCUCCUGAAGUGGUUGUCGUACCACAGCGAGAAGAUCUUCAAGAGCGAGGCGAGACGCGUCGUGAACUUUUCCUCAGACUUGAAAUCCGGCUCCGUGUUUUACGCCACGCUCGUGUCGCACUGGCCUUCGCUGAAAGAGCACGGCGGCGGGAUGUGCCGCGACCCGAAGACCAACGGCGAUUACCUCGCGAACGCGGAGUGCGUUCUCGGGAUGCUCAAGGCGGUGAACAUGCCGUACCUGAUCACCGCGUCGCAGCUCGUCAACGCCAAACCCGCGGAGCGCGUGCUGUUCGUGCUGUUCCUGUAUAACACGCUCCCGCAGUUGAUACCGAAGACGAACAUCGAGUUCCCGUGCACGCUGCACGUGAAGACGACGAAACAGAUCGAGCUCACGAACCCGACGAAGAAGAACAUCGUGUACGAGGUGAGACUGGAGGGCGAGGCGGAUUUCAAAGUGGACGCGAACAAAGUGCGGCUGGGCCCGAAGGCGACCGCGCACUUGCCCGUGGCGCUCACGCCGCGGACGUCCACCCCGGGCGAGGCGAAGCUGAUGCUCUCGUGCAAUCGCGAGGGGUCCGCGCCGACGGCGACGACGCUCGUGUUUGGUCUCAAACCGAAGCUCGACGCCGAGGCGCCGUUGAGGCGAUUCAACUUUGACGCCAGCUGCUACGAGCAUGUGAUCACGACCGUGGAGCUCGAGAACCCGUUCCCGGGCGACUGCGAGUUCGCGAUCGAGGUGAAGAACUUCGACGCGGACGAGGUGAAAGCGGCCGCGGACGCGGCGGCGCUGGAGGCGGCGACGUCCGCGGGCGCGGGCGCGGGCUCGGGGUGGACGCGAGAACGCGGCGUCGCGCCCGCGACGACGGCGCGACUCACCGCGACAAACCGCCCGAAGGUCCCGAAAGUGGACUCGAGCCUGUUCCCGGAUCCGUUCGGGGUGAACCGCCGAUCGACGCGCGUUCGCAGAGGCGACGCCGUCGCGCUAUCCGUGUCGUACUUACCGUUCACGAUGGGCUCGCACGUCGCGCACGUCACGUUCACGGAUGCAAAGUACGGAUCGUUCGUGUACGAGCUCAACGGGACGUCGGAUUACCCUAUGCCGUUCGUGACCAAAAAGGAGACCGUGGAGAUCACGGCGCAGCAGAUUUUGGUGCCGCUCACGUACCAGAACGGGCCGUUCGAGGACGCGAAGCGGUCGUUCCUGGAGAAGCACCCGCUGAAUAAGUUCCAGGACCAGGUCGAUAAGCUUCGGUGCGCGGCGCCGUGGCCGAAAAAGAUUGAGUACCGUCUGCAGACGCACAGCAAGUACAUGGAAGUUCCGAAGGACCGGAUCACGCUGACGCUGAACGGCGCCAAGGCAAAGUCCGUCGUGGAGAAGAACAACAAAGGCGAUGUGGUCGUUCGCGAGAUCCCGGGCGAGAACGACAUGCCGAUCGACUUCACGCCGAAAGGUCCGGGGCGGUACCCGGGAAAAGUCGUGCUCGUGUCCCCGUACGACGUUCGCGUCAUCGAGGUCGAGUUCAACGCGGACGAUAAGGACACCGCGGCGUCGCUCGAGUUCGAGUGCGCGGCUAGGCAGGUGAUCACGCAGGACAUCCCGAUGGUGAACAACGGCCCGAGGGCGAUGACGGUGCAGAGCAAGUUUGAGGGAGACGUCUUCUUCACCGGACCGCGCGACCUCAUCGUCCCCGGCGGCCAGACGUUGAACUACCCGCUGUCGUUCAAACCCAAGGGCGCGGGCGAGUUCAACGGACGGCUGACGCUGUCCACGGGGACGACGGACAAGAGCGCGUACGUCUUACACGCGGUCGUGUCCGACCCGCUCGCGGAGGCGCACGUCAUCUUGCACUGCCAAGCGCGGACGAAGACGUCUCAGCGUCUGACGAUUCCAAACGUCUACGGCGUCACGCGCGGCGCGACGUACGUCGUCAGCAGCGACCUAGGGUUCGUCUCCGGGCAGUCCAAAGCGCACGCGAAGUGCGGAGGCGUCGGGUACUUCGACCUCGAGGUUCGACCGCCGUGCAGCGGGAAGCACUUGGGGACGAUCACGUUCACGGCGCCCAACGGGUACUACUGUUGGUUCACGCUGGAGAUUCACGCGACGCCGCCGCCGAGCGAGGACGUCAUCGCCAUGGAGGUGGCCACGCGACAGGCGGUCACGGUGAAGAUCCCGCUGUCGAACCCGACGGACUUCCCCGCGCUGUUCAAGGUGACGCACGAGGGGCACGGGGUGUUAGGGAGCGAGGAGUUCAGGCUCAAACCCCGGAGCGAGGGCGCGUACGAUUUGGCGUACUCGCCGUUGUUGAUGGGGAGGAGCCAGGGUUUCGUGACGUUCCGCGACGCGCGGCUCGGGGAAUUCGCGUUCGAGCUCGACCUGACGCCGCUCGAGGCGAAGCCGAUCAAGCUCCCGAAGAUGUCCGCCGCGGUCGGGCUGUUCGACUCCACGACCGUGUCCAUCGAGAACCCGCUCGACGACGAGGUCUUGCUCGACCUGAGCUGCGACAACCGCGCAAACUUUUCCUUCUCCCCGAACAAGGUGCUCCUCCCGCCGUUCGGCGUCGGGAAGUUCGACGUGCGGUACUCGCCGAGCAGCAUGGGGCCGGAGGAGCGCGGAACGAUCACCGCGACGAGUCAGCGCGCGGGGACGUGGACGUUCGCCGCCGUCGGCGUCGGCGCGCUGCCCGGGGACAUGCCCAAGCGCGACGUCUACGUCACGUGCGGCGAAACCGGGCACGACCAGAUUGUGUUUAAAAACCCGUUCGAUCGCGCGUUGACGGUGUCGUUAACGCUGGAGACGCGUACGUUCGCGGAGGACGACCCGUUCGCGAUCGCGGGCCUCAAGCGGCACAAGAACGUCUUGUUACCCGCGUUUGGGGUGUUACACGUGCCGUUCACGUUCAGCCCGAAGCGCAUGAUGCGUCACGACGCGACGCUCGUCGUCUCCGACGACGGCUCCGACCUCGCGUGGCGGUUCCCGAUCGUCGGCAGCCCGGAGGGCGCGCCCGACGGCACGGAGUACCACAUCGAAGGCAAGGCGCGAAGGCGUCUGGAGACGUCCAUGUCCUUCCGCUUGCCCGGGCUGAAGCUCAGAGGCAGGAGCGAGCGGUACACGCACGCCAUCGUGGCGCCGAACGACAUCGCGCGAGAGCACCUCGAACGCGCGCUCACCCUGCAGCCGAUCAAGUCCGCGAUCACGUCCGAGACUGACCCGCUGCACUUCGCGGUCGUCUUCCGACCGGUGAAAGCGAUCGAUUUUUGCACGUGCGAGCUCGUCAUCGAGAAAGCGUCCGGGGGACGGUGGCGGUUCCCCGUGCACGUCCGCGCGACGGAGCCGGAUAUCGACGGCGUGCUGCAGGUGAGCGCGUACGUCGGGGAAGUGAGCGAGACGACGUUCACGCUCGCGAACCCGGACCCGCUGCCGUGCAACUUCACCGCGUACUUCAACCCGGGGGGUCCGCAGGAGCUGACCGUGUCGCCGGAGUGCGGGUUGAUGCGCGCGAGCAAGGCGCGCGGGGUCUCCGCGGCGGCGCGGGAUCUGGGCCGGACGACGAUGAGAUCGGACGUCGUCACCGCGGGACCCGCGGACCCCGAGCUCGGCGGCGCGGAGUUUGUCGUGUCGUACGCGCCGACGUCGUACGGCAGCGACAUCGUGGGCGAGCUCAUCGUGCACACGCCGCAGACGCAGUGGACGUUCAAGGUGAUCGGCACCGUGCCCGAGUACGAUGCUCCCGAGGGGCGGAAGAAGGUGGUGACGAAGAUUUCGAGGGAGGUGGAGGAGAGUCUUCGACGCGCGCAGGACGAGAAGUGCGUUCGGGAGAGGACGAAGAACAUCGUGCACAGGAACGUGCGGGGGGGGUACACGAGUAAGGUGGCGCUCGGGACGUCGAAGUUGCGGAAGACGGAGGGGAGGAAGACCUGGGGGUUAAUUUGAGACGAGAGGGAGGGGGGCUAGCGGCGACGAGCUUGUAACUUAUGAAAACGAAAUUAGGGC